GCCGCCCCUGGGUCAAGCGGCUUCCGCGACGAGUUCCGCUUCGUCAGCGAUGAUGUAGCCGCGCUCUUCCGCGGCCAUUGCAUUCAUUGCACAGAGCACGAUCAGCACAUCGUCGGGCCGAACAACGGCGGGCUCGCAGACAUCGGCACGCCGCCCGAGAAG
Prorocentrum cordatum is the source of this 162-nucleotide messenger RNA. Lineage: Eukaryota; Dinophyceae; Prorocentrales; Prorocentraceae. The record is from the annotation of a GenBank genome assembly.